Molecule: messenger RNA, 2017 nt
Organism: Zonotrichia leucophrys gambelii
Lineage: Eukaryota; Metazoa; Chordata; Aves; Passeriformes; Passerellidae
Gene: ZNF653
Product: zinc finger protein 653
Exons: 9
Coding region: 1-1572 (523 amino acids)
Biological process (GO): regulation of transcription by RNA polymerase II
Cellular component (GO): nucleus
Molecular function (GO): RNA polymerase II cis-regulatory region sequence-specific DNA binding; DNA-binding transcription factor activity, RNA polymerase II-specific
Source: RefSeq, a predicted model, not a curated record
AUGAGCGCGGCCGAGCGCGGCCCCGGCGGGCCCGGGGCGGCUCCCGGGGGUCCCGGGGCGGCUCCCGGGGGUCCCGGGGCGGGCCCCGAGCCCGGCGGGGGCCGCAAAGCGCGGGGCCGGCCCCGCCUGACGGACACGGACCGCGCGCGGCGGCGGCUGGAGUCGCGCAAGAAGUACGACGUGCGGCGGGUGUACCUGGGCGAGGCGCACGGGCCCUGGGUGGAGCUGCGGCGCCGCAGCGGAUGGAGCGACGCCAAGCUGGCGGCCUACCUGCUGGGGCUGGAGCGGGGCCAGCGCGCCGGGCGGCGCGGCAAACCCUGGGAGCAGCUCCCGAAAAAGCCCAAACGCAAAAAACGGCGCCGGCGGAACGUGAACUGCCUGCGGCACGCCGUGCUGUGGUACGAGGACCACGGACAGCGCUGCCCGUACGAGCCGCGGCUGGCGGAGCUGGAGCCGGCGCUGGGGCUGCUCACCACGGCCGUGUGGCAGUGCGAGCGCGGGCACCGCUACUUCCAGGACCUGCACCCGCCCCUGAGGCCCGAGAGCGGCUCCGAGGGCGAGGACGCCCCCGGCUCUUCCUCCUCCUCCUCCUCCUCCUCCUCGUGCAGCUCCUCGGGCUCUGAGGCCGCUCCAGCCCCGGGCGGGGGUCCCGCCGUGCCCCCCCCGCCCCCCCCCGGGGGUCCCGAGCCCCCCCCCGAGGCUCUGGAGGCCGUGCUGUGCCUGCCCCUCCCCAUACUGAGGGGGGGUCCGGGACCCCCGCCCACCACGCUGCUGCUGCUGGGGGGGCUCGGGCUGGGGGGGGUCCUGGGGGGGCUCCAGGAGGGGGGGCUUGGCCUGGAGGGGCUCCAGCAGGGCCCGGGGGGGCUCCAGGUGCUGCUCCAGGGAGGGGGGGGCAGCGCCUUGGCCACGCCCCCCACACCUGAGGAAACACAACUGCCCCAGGGCAAGACAGAGGAGGAUGAGGAGGAGGAGGAGGAGCCACUGCUGAGGCUGAAGCAGGAGGAGCCGCCCCCCCCGCCCCCCCCUCCGGAGCCCCCCCGGGACCCCUCCCCAGCCGAGGAGCCCGAGGGUUCGGCGAUCAUCUACGAGAUCCCCACGGAGCCGGAGAGGCCCCGCAGGCCCCGGCGCAGCCGAAGGGGCCGAGCCCCCUCCCCAGAGCCCCCCGAGGACCCCCCCGAGGAGCCCCCCGGGCCCCUGAGCUGCCCCCACCCCACCUGUGGGCAGGUGUUCGGGACCCUCGGCAGCGUACAGAGCCCCCUGCGCCAGGGGCAGCGCCGGCCCCGUGCCCAGGUGUGCCCCCAGCCCGGCUGUGGGAGGAGCUCCCACCUGGCCCAGCACCUGCGGCGCCACGCGGCCGAGAGCCACGCAGGUGUGCGGGAGUUCACCUGCGCCACCUGUGCCAAGUCCUUCAAGCGCAGGAACCACCUGGAGGUGCACAGGAGGACGCACACGGGGGAGAGACCCCUGCAGUGUGAGGUGUGCGGGUUCCGCUGCCGCCAGCGCGCCUCCCUCACCUGGCACAUGCGGAGACACGGGGGGCUGCAGGGGCACCCCGAGCCCCGCGGCACAUAGGGACCCCCCCCGGGGCACCUGGGACCCCCCCGGAGUCACCUGGGACCCCCCCGGGGCACCUGGACUCACCUGGAACCCACCAUGGACUCAUCUGGGUCCCGCUUGGAUUCACCUGGACUCACCUGGGACCCCCUGGACUCACUUAGGACUCCGCCCCCAGACUCACCUGGGCCCCCCCAGAUUCACCUGUCCCCCCCCCCCCCCCCCCAGGUGCCCUCCCAGGUGCUCCCUGUCUCCCACUCCCUCACCUUUCAUUUAUUUAUUUAUUUAUUUAUUUAUUUAUUUAUUUAUUUAUUUAUUUAUUUAUUUCCUUAUUGUCACUUGUCGUCCCCCCCCGGGGACACCUGGGGGUUUUGGGGAGGGGGUCUGGGGGGGGGGCACAGACCCCUCCCCAGCCCCCACGGGAAUCCCCCCAGCCCCCUCCCCAUUAAAAUCGGGAAUUUUC